This is a messenger RNA of Penaeus indicus, 883 nucleotides long. RefSeq lists its product as uncharacterized. The transcript has 5 exons. Lineage: Eukaryota; Metazoa; Arthropoda; Malacostraca; Decapoda; Penaeidae. The record is from RefSeq and is a predicted model, not a curated record. The coding region runs from base 10 to 711 and encodes 233 amino acids.
CAUGACAACAUGGCGUCUCCAGGGCAAGUCUUGUGUCUGCUCACACUCUCCCAUGUAGCUGUCGGUAAAACUCAGGAGCCGCCAGUGUGGGCGCAUCUGUACACCGGGCCCGAGCAAACAGGCGCGCGCCUUACCACCGAAGACUACCUGAAUGACCUUCUACUGCAGGACUUCGACGAUAAGGCCUCGUCCUACUGCGUCUCCGGAGUCUGGCUCCUGUACGAGCGCCCCAACUUCGACGCGACGGGGGUCGGAGCGGCGGCGGCGGUGGUGGGCGAGGGUUCCUGUGCGGACGCGCCUCCUGAGCUCAGCAAGAAGGUAAGCAGCCUGAGGCAGGCAGGUUCCCCGAUCUCGCCGACGCGGCCUUCGCUCACCCUCUACAGCCGCAGCCGCUUCCGCGGGCAGGAGCUCUAUCUGACCAGGAAUCUGUCCAACUUCGGUCCGUUUAAGGAUGAGGCCUACUCAGCCAUCGUCACCGGCGACAUCCCGUGGACAGUCUAUACGUACGACGACUUCCAAGGAGCGGGAACCUGCCUGGCACCGCAGCAGUGGGUGAUGGUGGGAGGCGAGGCGGUCGGCGUCGGCCUGUUCCCCACGUAUCACGAGCUCGGCAGUUCGGGCGCCAUACGGAGUGCCAGGCUGGGGUGCGAGGCCCGGCAGAGCACGGACCAGAAGAAGGCCGCGCGAGGGACGGGCCGGAAGGAGGAGUAGACGACAGAGGAGCAAGAGGGGAAGGGCAAGAGAAUGAGGAGGGAAGGGGCUAAGGAUGAAGGAAAGACUAUCUGUCUCUCAUCCUUCGUCAGCCUCGAUAUUAUUACUAGAUGCAGUUUUGUGCCUUUUCCAGUUCUAUAUUCAUUUGAAUAAAAGUUUUCGGCUUUUCAAA